AACAACUCUCUUACAAUAUUCUUAUCAAUGGGAUCCUCUAAACCUAUGAUCACAAUCCUUCUCUUACUAUUCUCACUUUUUGUUCUUGUUCCCGUUCCUUCUCUAGCCAAUUCAAGAAUACUUGCUCUAGUUAAAGAAAAACCCCUUGUCCUAAAAUACCACAAAGGUGCUCUCUUAAAAGGAAAUGUCACAAUUAAUCUCAUAUGGUAUGGAAAAUUCACCCCUGCACAACGUUCAAUCAUUGUCGAUUUCAUCCAGUCUCUUAGCCCUAAGACCAAAAAAGUUACACCACCACCUUCCGUCGCUUCAUGGUGGCGCACCACCGAGUCAUACAAAGGUGGUCCUUCCGUUAUUACGCUAGGUAAACAGAUAUUCGACGAAAAAUAUUCCGUUGGGAAAUCGUUGACCGACCCUAAACUAGAAUCUUUAGCGUCUAGAGCCACUCACGCUAAUUCAAUCACCGUCAUAUUGACAGCGACGGACGUAGCAGUUGAAGACUUCUGCAUGAACCGAUGUGGCAUGCACGGAUCAACGCGCAUGAAGAAAGAGGGUAAAUUUGCAUCAUUUGCGUAUGCUUGGGUGGGUAACUCGGCGAGUCAAUGUCCGGGUCAAUGCGCGUGGCCAUUCCAAAAACCAAUUGUGGGGCCACAGAUAACGCCGUUAGGUUCACCAAACGGAGACGUUGGAUGUGACGGAAUGGUGAUCAAUUUGGCAACUGUUUUGGCAGGUACCGUUACGAAUCCGUUUGAUGGAGGGUAUUUUCAGGGUCCAGCUAACGCGCCUUUAGAGGCUGUGUCUGCUUGCACGGGUAUAUUCGGGUCGGGUGCUUUUCCUGGAUUUCCGGGUAUGGUUUUGCUGGAUAAAAAGACGGGCGCUAGCUAUAAUGCGCAGGGGUUGAAUGGGCGAAAGUAUUUGCUUCCUGCUAUGUGGGAUCCCAAAAGAGUCCGGAGCCAAAAUGGCAUAUUUUUACAGCAAUUACACCAAAAUAGGCUGUCUUUUUUUUUUUAUACCCAAAUGGGUAUUUCGUUGAUCAUUCAACGAAAUACCCCAGUUACUGUUCAUAGCAGCAACUCUUUUUUUUUUUUUUUUGCUAUUUCGUGGAUUGUUCCACGAAAUAGCUUUUUUUUUUAAAAUUUUUUGCAUUUCGUGGAACAA
Molecule: messenger RNA, 1155 nt
Organism: Lycium barbarum (goji berry)
Lineage: Eukaryota; Viridiplantae; Streptophyta; Magnoliopsida; Solanales; Solanaceae
Product: protein EXORDIUM-like 2
Exons: 1
Coding region: 28-1131 (367 amino acids)
Source: RefSeq, a predicted model, not a curated record